This is a messenger RNA of Hydatigera taeniaeformis, 540 nucleotides long. The record is from the annotation of a GenBank genome assembly. NCBI's taxonomy places the organism in Eukaryota, Metazoa, Platyhelminthes, Cestoda, Cyclophyllidea, Taeniidae.
AUGGGUGGUGUUUCUGCUCCGAUGUGUAAGGCUCACCAGGAUUGUGAGUUUUCGCCAUUACCCACUGUGCAGAAAUUGAAGUUACUUGAUAUUGAUCCGCGGUCGCCCACGGAUGGUAUUGUUCGUACUCCGAUAAUACUUGACAAAACUUCGAACAAUGAAGGGCUUCAGCCCUUUAUAGGUCGCCUGCCUUUCGAUACGUCGGAUUUCGAAUCUAUUGACGGUUGUAUAACUGAGGACGACUCCGUACAUAAUGCGAGGAAUACCUCUGCUCUGUCGGAUAAUACCGUAUCUACUAAUAAUAUCAAAGGUCAGAAAAAGGGGGUUCUUACUCGCGUUCGACGUUCUUUGAUGUCUCGUCGUGUUCACAAUUCUCCAAGCCUCAUGGUUAAACUGCGGCAAAGAGAAAAGAUUGAACACAGUAAGCAACAGUACGAACAGAUUCAGAAAUAUCGGGCUUGUCAAGAGGGUGAAGGAGUGCUGGUGGCGGUGGAAACAAAGAUUUCCAAACUCAGUAGUUCAAACUUUGGGGAAAAUUAG